Molecule: messenger RNA, 8637 nt
Organism: Apis cerana (Asiatic honeybee)
Lineage: Eukaryota; Metazoa; Arthropoda; Insecta; Hymenoptera; Apidae
Source: RefSeq, a predicted model, not a curated record
UUUCUCUCUCGGUUUCUCCCCCGUCGCGAGCCGUGGCAACGCGCAGGCCGUCGCCGUCGUCAGACGAGAGCGGCAACAUUCUGCUCUGCGCGGCGGGGUUCCGUGGCAGUCGGCGUUCCAGCCGCGAACCGAAGCCGGCCAGACACAGAACGCGCCUGGAACUGUGCAAGAAGGCGGGCGUAAGAGGAAGGGCGAAGAACUCUCCCCUUCGUUGAAAGGGGUGCGUCGAAGGUGACACGCACGAGGGGGGAGGGAGGUGGUGGUGAACUUUGUGAUCUUGGAUCGGGGGGUCGAGUUGGUGCUUGGACGAGGAGGGAAGAAGAGGAGGAGGAGGAGGAGGAGGAGGAGGAAGAAGAAGAAGAAGAAGAGGAAGAGGAGGAUUGUUGGGUCUUGUAUGGGAAGAGGAGAGACGACGUAGAGUUUCAGGUCGGCGAGCGAAGCAACGCAGAAAUGCCUGUGGGUGGACGGGUCGCAGGGAAAGUUGGGAUUUACAGCUCCCAUUAUAAUGGGAAAGGCUACAGUGGUAUUAACGAAGAGAUCAUGUGGAUCAGCAUUGGAAUGGGGAUCACCAUCGCGGUACUGAUCACCAUCGCGCUGUGUUACAUCGCCCGCGAGAAAUGCCGGAAGCGGCACGAGGGCUACUACGCCUCCUGACGAACACUUCCGCCACCCUCGUGGGCAUCGUGGUCCUUCUCACCAUCGACGCCCGGCGUCUUUUUCAGCCCGACCACGUCGAGAGGCAAGCCGAGGGCGUACUACAUCACCGUAUAACGCCGAAACCCAGUGACUAAUGGCUCCCCUUUACCUCGAUCGAGCUGACGUUCAACCAAGGAGCGAAGGAAUCGACCUUUGUCCCAUUUUUCCACUUCUCCCCCCUCCCUCUCCUAUCUUCUUUCUCCCUGAUUUUUCUCCCUUCCUCUUUUUCGCUACGUACGUACAAGGUGGCUCGCUAAAGUAUUUGAACAAUGUCUCCAGGGAAAUUUGUUCAAUUUCGAAAAAAUUUUGAAGGAAAAUUUGCGUGCACGUAUAUAACAUAAUGUAGAAGUUUUUUUUUUCUAUUUUUGGAAAAUCUGUUCAAGGAUGAUCAAAUCAAAUCUUCAAUGUUGACGUAUGAUUUGAUUUGGAAGUUUUUCUUGCGAUAAUGGAGCAAUUGUACAUCGUUGUAUUUUUAAAAAAAAAGAAAAAGAAACUAGAAUUUCGAAGAAGAUCGACUUGGUAUCUUUAAAGAAACGUACUCGUACAGUACUCAUUAAGAAAUAUUUAAUUGAUAUUUAAUUAUUAAAAGGUAAGAAAAUGUUGAAGCAUUUUAGCGAAUCACUAUGCGUGUAAGAUUUGUCCGUACGUUUUCAACGAGCAUCAGGUACUAUCCACCGAUUUUUCGAAUUAUCGUCGAAUCCAGGAAUCGAUGAUUUAUGGACCGUGAAGAGCAAUCGACCGAACGAGUUGAAUCGCAGGAACUCUCCGAUAAUUCCACUUGAUCGAUUGGAUAAUUAACUGAAUUUUGCUGGUAUUACUAUUACAGACAAGCUCUUGAGGAAUUUUACGUUAAAAAUUUUUUUUUUUUUUUUAGAAUAAUUUGAGGUGACUUUAUUACGAGGAGAAAAGAAUUUUUUAAUGGAUUAAAUUGAAAUAUCCGAUAUUGGAACGAUAUUAAUUUUGUGUAUUAUGUGACUUGGUUAAUUAUUUUUAUUAAGAAUGAAGUUUUAUUAAGGAGAUUAUUGUACAUAGAAAAAAUGAAUACGAUUUUUAUUGGACUAUUAAUUGGAAUUGUACGUACCAUUUAAUUGGUAUCAUUCAACGCUGAACUGAGGAAAAUUUGUUGUGUAUUGGUAAUAGAGGGUUAUUAAUUUCGAGGUAUUUAAUUUUAAUUUUCUCACCAUAGACUCAUUGAUAUUAAGGGUGAUUGAAAGUAAAUUAUUCGAAUAACAUUUAUCGAUUUUCGAAUCGUUCGAAUAAUAAUAAUCGUAAUUAACUUAUUCAAAGAUUAUUCUAACUUCAACCACUACUUCUUCGCCAAUAUUUAGAUUAGAAACUAAUCUAAUAAUAGGUUAAAUAACAAUUUCAUUAAAAUUUUUAUACAAUUUUAGAAAUCAAAUUUUCUAAGAGAUUUCUUCCAACAAAAAAAAUCAUUUCUCAUUUUUGUUCAUUUCAUUUCAACUAACUCUAUGUUAUUAUAUAUUUUCCAAGCAAUAAAAGCUUCCAUUCUAUUUCGAAUACAAUAGAGUCAAUCGGAUAAAGAGAAACUUGGAUUAAUCAAGCUACCGUUUUAAUAAGAAAAUGCGUUAAAUCGCGCUGAAAAUGGCGCCAUUCGAACGAUUUGCAUUAAAAUUGUUCAACUAAUGAAAGGACGAUUUUCGCUCGAUUAAACUCUCAUUUACUAUUUCCUAUCUACUAUCUGCGAAAGAAAUUAGAACAAAAAAAUAUCUUGAAAUAAUCGUAUUUUCACAAUUUAUCAAUUAAUAAUAUUAUUAAUUAUUUGACAAGUUAUAGCUUGCGAAUUCUUUUCUUUUUAAUAAUAAUAUUUUAGUCACGAAACAUGAUAAUUAGAUUAACUAAUAAUUUUCAAAAUUUUUUUUUCGAAGUUGAUUGCAGUCAUUUACGAUUUAAAAUUUCGCUAAUGACGUAAGAACGUCUAAAUUUUUUUUUCUUACAUCAACAAAUUAAUUUCGUCGUGAAAAUUUUAAACAAUGUUUUCGAGCGAAUAUAAAUUAUUCAUUGUCGUUUUACGAACGAUUUAAUCCAAUCGAAUCCGAAAUUCGUUUCAAAAUUUCCCGUGUUAAUCAGCGAAAAUGUUCUCACAAAUGAAGACUAAACAAUCAGGUUAUUUUCUCAUCUCAUCCGCUUCCGUGCUUUCGCGAAACAAUUCAAUUUUCCGUAUGACGUCUCGCCAGUGCCAUUCUCAGACGACUGGCAACCAUCGUCGACGCGUGCAAGAAAUUUCCAUCGUGCGAUUCAAGGUUAGAAUAAAGUCUGGCCAUAAAUUCCCAAGUUUCGUUUGGACCGCACGCGUCAAUUUUUAAACAAACCACGUUUGGCAAGCAACGCGACAGUCGAAUUUAUGACUGAGAAUUCCCUGCCAAGCAACGAUUGUCGCUGCAGCGAUAAUAUCGUUUUCUGGAUCUUUUAUUCAAAUCUCUGUUUCAGCUUCGGUGAAUAUUAAAAUUCGUCACAAUACAUCGCGGGCGAUUUGUCGUUAACCUAUUCGAGACAAUAUGCGCGAAGAAAUAGGUUAUGUUGUUAAAGCAAAAAGAAAAAAAAAGAAUGUUUAUUUCGUGAAAAAGUAUUUGACUCUCUUUUAAUAGUAAUUGAACGAAAUUCGUUUGAAAAUGGCCUGUUAUAACCUAUUUCCAUGGUGUACUAUCUCUAUUUGAUCGUCAUAAACUAUACUUGGCCUAAUAGAUGGAAUAUAACUUGGAAACGUAAGAAAAUAAAUUCCACUAGAAACAAGGAAAAUAAGAAGAAACGUUAAAAGAGGAAAUAUUAGAAGAUAUUUGAAUUGUUACAAAUAUUCUCGACUAACAGAUUAACUUUAAUAAAAUAACGAUACAAGAGAAAAUAAAAAUAUUUUACAUGAUAAAUGCUUCGUAACCAUGUCGAAUUACAUUUCCUAGCAUCUCGAAUUCAAGUUCUAGUUGUUUGCAACAGCAAAGUUUGCACGGCGUUUCCUUCCUUUGAAGAUGCAUUAUGUAUAACAUGUAUCAUCUGUAUGCAAAAUAUGGGCCAAAUCGGUGAAUGCAUCUUAGAUUUUCUCUUCUGGUUUUUUUUCAUAAAAAUCCCGAGAAUAUAGGGAUCUGCUAUUUUCCCCUAUUGAAUUAGAAAUCUUUCUCUCUUUCUCUAUCUAUUCUUCUCUUUCGCUCAUGUUCGACAACGAUGAUCGAUCCAUUGUUAAAUAAAUUUUUUUAUCAAUUAAAAAUGAAAAGUAAAAUGUUCUACUUAUCAGGUAAUCUUUAUUUCUUAAAAGAAUAUUUCAAGAAUAUUUUUUAUAAUAUUGUUAAGUUAACUUUGAGUUAGAUUUAAUUUCAAACAAUAUCUAUUAAAUAUCUACUGCCAAAAACACUAUGAAUUUAUCAAUUUAGCAAUCCAUUUAAUUAUUCUUAUUACAAAUAUCUUUUAACAAUUAUCAGGCAAUAAAAUCAAUAACACUAAAUUGUGACAUUAAGACCUAACAAUUGUUUUAUACGAAAUGUAACAAAGUAAUGCAAAUUUACAAUGUUAGAUUAAUCCUGUGAGUAUCUUCCGGUAUAAGAGGAUUAAAAUGGCGAUCGAUCAUCGGUGUUACGAGAUUUAAAGGCAUAUAUUUGAUAUCUACUUUUUGCACCGGUGUGUCUAAAUGUUUACGAAUAAUUGAAAGGAAGAUGGUGGAAAAUAUAGUUUUAAUGAAACGGAAGUAGAAGAAGGAGAAUUUUGGGAACACGUAAAAACGAAAUAUAAUUUCAAUUUUAAGGUAAUAUCCUCAUUGGUAACAAUAGCUUCGGGUAACGUAAAAUUUGUCUCGGGGAUUGUUUAUUAUUAAUUAAAAAACUUGAAUAAUGAUCAAUGAAAGGAAGAUAAUUGCACGCACAAAUCACUUUUCUCCAAUCACGUUUCUCUGAUUGAAGAUUGGACGUGAGGUAGAAUAUAUGUAUCAAAAUUAGAAAUGUCGAGAAAAAAUUUUUCGAUAAUUAAAAUUUUCUUUUAAUUUAUAUAUAUACAUAUAUAAAGUAUAUUAUAAUUAACGUUUCACAUUAUGUUUCAGAGUAGAAAAACUAUGGUACAAUUUCCUUUAUGUCCAAUCUUCAAUUGUAAAACGCAAUUUUCGAUUUAAUAAUUGAAAUAAAAUCAGCGAAUAAAAUAUUGUACGUGAAAUUAUUAUCUUCGUAUAAUUCAGAAUCGCCUCAUAUGCCACAUUACUCUCAACCUAUGAGAAUUUAUUAAGAUAUUAGAUGUCAAUAAUCGUAAUUGGGGAUAUUCUGAUUCCACAAGAGAAUCGACAAACGGAUGAAACUUGAUUAAUCGAGACGAAUAUAUUUGAUAAUUAAUGAGAUAUGAUGGAGAGAGCAAAUUUUGCAAACAAAGUAUAUGUGCCUGUACGAUUUUGAAUAAUUAUUUGAUUUUUCAAAGCAAUUCAACAACUUCUAUUAAACGUAAAGAAAAAUUUCGAAAUUUAAAAUAUAUAAAUGUUAAUGUAAUUUUAAUUCUAUAGAAUAAAAAAGUUGAUAAAAAUAUCGAUUUAUUAAGUUCUGAAGCAGUUUAUGUUAGAUAAAAGAAGAUAAGGAUAGAGUAUCUUUAUCUUUGUCACGUUUUGUCUAACACAACUUCAAUCGCUUGUGUAUUAAUAAAUAAGCUUCAAUUGACAUUUUUGCAUACCAAUUUUUAUGUUUAUUUUGGCUUCUGAAAUCGACUAUAAUUAUCAGGGAAAACAAUAUUAUUGUGUUGUAGGAAUAAAAAUUAAGAGAAAAAAAAUAAUAAAAUUCAAAUUAAAGAAAUUCCAAGUUGAAUCAGCGAAAAAGAUGUUAAAGUAAGUUUCUUUUUAACAUCUAAUUAAAAGAUCGCAGAACAUUAAAACAGAAUGGUGCAGCCGUGCUCUUAUAUAACAAAUAAACUUGUAAAUAAAUACGCGGAGAAACGCAUAUAAACGCGUAAAAAGACAUAGUGCGCCGGUGUAUCGCAUUACUAACGAGAUAUUAGAUGACACACGCGUGUAUCUGUACGUAAUACGUAGGUUGAGAGUCUACUAAAUCGUCCUGUUUUAUUACGAUCUGCAAAAGCAUUCAUUAAUUUCACCAAGAACAGAGAUCCUCGUUUAAUUCGAUCUCAUUAUUAUCAAGCACCGGCAUCAGAUUCCGACCGGAAAUAACGGUUCUUGCGAUAGAAAAUGGCGGAGCUCUAGCAAUUUAAGUAAGUUAUUUAACUUAUGCAAGAUUUUAAUUACACGGUUGAUACAAAAGAAUCUUUGUAAAUUUUUGUUUUUAAAAUUUAAUGAAAGUAAAAUCAUUAUUUCGUUGAUCAUAAUUGUUAUACUGAUACUUUUUGUAUGUAUAAUCGAGAAAAAAGAAUAUUUUGUUGAAAAAAAAAAAAAAAAAGAAAGAAAUCUAAUUUCAGCAUUUUAAAUAUAAGUCGGUCUUUUACUUUUCAAUUUUUUCUUUUAAAUUUCUUGAAUUUCUAUUCUAUUGUUACUUUAAAUUUUUCUUCUCAUUCUUUAAAUUUAUAAUUGAAUUUUAGUGAUGAUAUUUCUCUUUUGAUGAUUAUUUAUAUAAUGGAUAGUAAUAGUUCUAUAAUAUUUCGUUGAGAGAAAUUAAUGAAAAUCUGUUUAACAAAUUAAUUAAUUCAAUUAAUGUGUUCUGAAAUAGUGUCUGAUCUAAACUAUCGUCAAGUCACAAAACAUCGAUCUACAACAAAUUGAGAUUUUUUGUCUCUGGAAAUUUAUUUUUCAUUCUUUAUUAUUGGUGAAUAUUUUCUAAAGUGUUGUAAUCGCAAUAUAUGAGGUUUCUCUAAUGUAAAUUCUUAAUGAAAAUGAAAAUCUUAAGAAAUCUUUUAAGAAAAAACUUGCCAAACUAUUGAUCUCAUAUAAUUUUAAAAUAUUGUUUCCUCUACCAAUACUCAAUCUAUAAUCCUUAACAUAUAUAAAAUAUAUGGACAAUUCAUGUUAUAUAGUCCACAUAUGAAUGAAAGUAUUAUAAAAUAAUUAUUUUUUAAAAAAUAUAAUAAUAUACUUGAUACUCCCAAAAUGACAGUGUAAUAUAGAUUGUCUACAAAUUAACAUGUAACAAAUAGUAUUUGUAGACAAUAAAAUAAAAUUACAAGCACGUUUUUAAACAGAGAAUUACUAGAAAUAAUAAAAUAUAAAAUUUUAUCAAAACAAAUUAAUAAAAUAUUAAUAAAACCUUAAAAAUUAGUUUGAGAUUUUGUCAAAACAUCAUUUGUUUAAGUUUACAUCUUUUCAAAAUAUCUCAUAUGUAUUUGUUAUUACUAAUAAUAAAAUAUAAUAUUUAAAAAAAAUUUAAAUUCAUUUAAAAUUAAUUUGAAAUUUUUUUGAAUAACUUCAUUAACUUCAUAACUUCUUUCAAAUCAUCUCAUACAUAUAUAUUUCUAUCUAAUAAAAUAUUUUUAAACAUCUAAUUUGAAAUUUUAGAAAAGAAUUUUAAAUCUAUCAGAAAUUUAUUUUUCAAUUCUCAUUUCUUUAAAUUUUUUUAAAACGAUACACACUUUAGAAAUAAUUCGCCUAUAAGUAAUUUCUGUAAAAUGCAAAAAAAAAAGAGGCUUUUUAAUUCUCAAUCGUCAACCAUAAGUGUACAAAGGAUCUCAAUGUAACAAUUAAUAUGUACAAUAUAAGUGAUUUUGACCAAAAAAAUUUUAGAAUAUAUUUCAGAGAAUUAAGAUUAUUACACCAAAGUCUCGAUUUGAUUAUGUAUGGUCUAUAGAGAACGAUUGUAGAAUAAUGAAUACAUAAUUAUUGUUAGAAAAUUAUACAUUAUUGAAACCUGGAAGAAAAUCUAUUGGUAGAUAAUAGUAGAAGCGGCAUAGAAAGGUACAAGCCUCUUAAUUGUUCGAAUAAUUUCAUAUCUUCCAUUUAAGAAACAUGAUCAUUAUAGUUAUCAUUAUCAUGAACAAUAUAGUUUUUUACAUUUUAAUACAUUCUCUACUAGAUCAUAUUAAAUUCUAAAAAAAAUAUAUUUCUAAUUUUUGCGAGUAAAAAAUUUAUUUUUUUUCCUCAAAUAAUAUUUUUGAUUAUUAUUAAUUAUUGAUUAUUAUUAAUUAUUAAAUAUUUUUAACUAUAUCUAUAAUGAUGCUGCAAAUAUUCAAAAAGAAAAAAUCAUUGUCGCUCAUAUAUAAAUAUCGCAAAAUAAUAAUUUAUGGCAAUUUAAUAGAGAAUGUGUUAAAAAUAAAAAUACUAUUUUUUUCUUAUUGUGAAUAUUAUUAAAAUAGUAACGAUCGUUACUGCUACUUUAAAUGAUUGACCAUUAAUAUCUUAACAUAAAAGAGAUAAGAAAAGUGGAACAAAAAAUUAAAGCUCAACAUACUUUAAAUUAAAGUCAUACUUUCUUAAAUAAGAAAUAACUUUUGAUAAAAAUAAUCAUCCUAUAUCUCUUUUUGUAAUAUUAGAAUAUAAUAAUUUGUAAUAUUAGUCGAAUAAUCUUCUCUAAUGAAUGUAAAUAUUUUUUGCGUUUGUAAUAUUACGAAGAUAAGAAAUAAGUAUUUUAACAAGAAUAAAUAAAAAACUUGAAAAAAAAAAAGUAAUAAGAGGCUUGUACACAAUAUGGCGGAGUUCUGAUGUUCCUCACACGUGCACUCAUGCGCGAUAACAUUUAGAUGUUUUUUUAUGAAGAAUCGUAAGAUCCCGUCAUAAAUACGACAGAUUUUAGAAAUUUUAUGAAUGUUACACGACUUAUUCGUGAUAAGAGUCUUAUAGUGGGCAACUCAUAUUUGUAUUGUGAAAGUAGUUGCUGUUUUAUGUAAGAAGAAACAAUAAAAAAAAGAUUUAUCGAUAUAAAAGCGCGAUUCGAUAUAUUAAAAUGUCUAUUGCAAUGACCAACUUAAUAGAUUGCUCUAUGUAUUACGAUAUAUUAUUUCUUUUGGAUUUAUAACAAAUAAACGAUUAAAAAAAUGUGGAAUAAAUGUCUUAUUAAAUUAAUAAAUAAAUAAAUGAAUAAAUAAAAA